Molecule: messenger RNA, 1985 nt
Organism: Olea europaea var. sylvestris
Lineage: Eukaryota; Viridiplantae; Streptophyta; Magnoliopsida; Lamiales; Oleaceae
Exons: 6
Coding region: 147-458 (103 amino acids)
Source: RefSeq, a predicted model, not a curated record
UGUCUCAUUUCACUCGUCAUUUCUCCUUCAACUUCACUAAAAAGCCCUAUUCUUCAUUUUUGAAAUUAAAUUAGCAUUGUCAUCCUCUUUGCCUUUUCAUCAUCUUCAAUCCAAUAAAACUUCGAAGAUUCGAAAUUUGUACAUCGAUGGCUUCUUCAACGACAAAAUUAUUGGCGUUGAUGUUAGUAUUGAAAUCAACUGUAAAUGCCUACAGAAACAUACCCGCCGCUGUCGCUGUAUUGCAAGCUCUACGAGGAUUAUCUACGAUUGAUAAUGUGCUUCCUACUCUAUUAGAGGAGGGCGUCCAUCAAUCAUAUCCAAAAGGGCAAAAUGUUGUUUUCCAUGGGGUCGGAGAUGUUACAUCGAUACUCUCCACGUAUUCAGGAGGUAUGCCGAAAUCGGAGAAGGGCGAGCACAAAUAUGAUGUAUAUGGCUUUUGCAUGGCUUUACAGAUGUAGGCAUAUGAGGCUGUCCCUACUUUGGGUAGUAAAUGGGCGAUCAGAAGGGAGACCAGCUGCCCACGAAUGUUUCAUUGGCGAGCACAUGAGAAGCCAUCGACUAAAGAUUUGACAGCUAUCCUCGACGAUUCUCAGCUCGAAAUUCAUGUUGAGUUGGUUGUUUCGAUGGAAGAGGAGGAUUAAAUAUAUGUAAGUAAAUUACAUGUUCCACCUACUGAAAACGAUCCAGUGUUUGAAUUCGUUCCGGAUAGAAAUAGAGAGUGUCAUCUAGUAGAACGACGAGCACUUCCACUUAGGAGAUCUCCUUCGCCUUCACCGAUGAGAUCUCCGUUCCACCGAUGAGAUCACCUCUACCGCCAUUAUCACAUUCUCCGAGGAGAUCUCCGUCUCCCGCACCCACCCACCUCCCACGUAGAUUGCCUGUACCCAAUCAGACUCGUCAUUCAGAUGAUUUCUUUGCACACAUGAAUGGUAUUAUUAAAAAGGAGCUGAGAACGAUGUGACGUGAUUUUACGACAGAGGUAGUAGCACUACGAGAGGAGAUAGGGGUGCUGCGAUGGGAUUUUACGACAGAGGUAGUAGCACUACGAGAUGAGAUUGGAGUGUUGCGACGAGAUAUAGGGCGACGGAGGUGCCAAAGGGUAAGAAGCGUGCUAAUGAUGCGUCAAAGCUGAUGGUCGGUAAGAGAUCAAGAUUGCCGUCACAGUAUAUCGUUUCCCCAUACACGGUCGAGGCGAAGAGAAGGGGGUUUGUGGAUGGGACGUUCCCCAAUCUUUUUCGCGACGUCGACCCGGUCAGACAGAAGAUGUUCGAUGAUUGGUUCAAAUCCCUUAAGUCCGAGUAAGUAUUUUAUGAUUUUGUUACUCUUUUUUUGUAUUUUUCGUAACCUGUUUUCAUUUUUCAGAGAUAGCUAUACCAUCGGCUGUAUAACCGUGCCCAACGCUAAAAAGUGGUUCGAAAAUGUACUGACAACCUCAGCUUGACUCGCCGAUGAUAUAAGUUUUUUGAGUUUCCAUUUAUUAUGUUUAUAGAAGUUGUUGGUUCAUUUAUUUAAACAACUCUAUCUUUUUUGUUGGUGUUUUUUUGUUUAUCGACUUGGCUAUGGAAUUGUUACGCGAUGGGGUUCGGAGAUACCUGAGAUCUUAUGACAGUCCUAAUCGAGUUAUCCUGAGCUCUGAGUUUGUUCGUGUCGUAGAUAUUAAGCAUCACGAGCUCCUGAGCAAGGGAAUGAAUAUAUUCUGUCUGAGUACAUGUUGGAGUGUGUGAUUGGGCUACAACUGAGUGUGGAAAGUCGUGGAUGGAUUGUACACAUAUGUACAUUCUAGUGAUCACGAACUCACACUGUUUUUCAGUGGAGAUCGUAUUUGUCGAUUCCACUGUGUAUGUGUACGACUUUGAUCAUAGCUGUCUGACACAAAGUCAACUGGAGCAAAUACUGAAGCCAAUGGCUGUGAUCGUGCCUAUGAUGGCUAGUCAUGCGAUGAUUCGAGUAAAUGAUAGAUUAGCUAUUGUACGGAAUAUGACGAC